Coregonus clupeaformis (lake whitefish) is the source of this 5106-nucleotide messenger RNA. RefSeq names its product tectonin beta-propeller repeat-containing protein 1. The record is from RefSeq and is a predicted model, not a curated record. NCBI's taxonomy places the organism in Eukaryota, Metazoa, Chordata, Actinopteri, Salmoniformes, Salmonidae. Gene Ontology annotation, cellular component: membrane.
UAACAGUUCCUCCAUUUCCUGUUGUGUAUUUGGAAUGAGACGUUAUACCUUCAGAAUGGGAAUAAAAAGCGGACAUAAUAGAAUAAUCGGAUGGAUGAUUUGCCCAACUAAAUGCUCCUAAACCUACAAUAAGGGGGAUAGAGAGCCCCAUCAUGUCCAGCUCGCUCCUAUGGGCAGUGGACGUGUACGGGAAGGUGUACAGCCUAUCCACCACCAGAGGGCGCUGGGAGCGUGACGAGGACACCCUCCUGGAGCUAAAGCGCAUUACCGCUGGACAGAGGUGCAGCUGGGGAAUUGGCUGCGACCACCAUGUUUACCUCAAUAUCGACCCUGGGGAGGUGCCCAUUCGCUAUCGGGAGGAAACCUAUGAGAACCAGAGGUGGAACCCAGUGGAUGGCUUCACUGACGUGCUGCUGCCCACCGACCGCUGGGCCUGGAGUGACCUCACAGGGGUGACCGCCCAGCCACUGCACAGCUUCCAGUUGCCCUCAGACAGCUGGGAGUGGGAGGGGGACUGGUACGUGGACCAGGUCUGCGCUGGAGGAGACCCUACUGAGACCGGGGGCUGGGAGUAUGCAGUGGACUUUCCUGCUAACUUCUCCAGAGAGAAGAAGUGGAACUCGUGUGUUUGUCGUAGGCGAUGGAUUAGAGACAGGAGAUACAAAGCCAGAGGCUCUUGGACCAAGAUCCCCUUGGAACAUCCCAAUCGGCUCCCUCUCCCCCUCAGUGACAUCAGCUGUGGAGGCUGGGAGAUGAGCGACCAACCUGGGCAAUAUCACUUCCUGUGGGGUGUGUCCCAACAAGGACAGGUGUGGUUCAGGAGUGGCAUCCUGCCGCGGGUCCCAGAGGGCCAGUGCUGGGAGGAGGUGGAGGCCCCCAGGGAGGUGGCCCAGAUCUCUGCCGGACCAGGGGACUUGCUCUGGGCUGUACUCUGGGACGGACAGCUACUGGUCCGCACAGGCAUCUGCCUGGACAGUCCUACAGGUUCUUCCUGGGUGGUGGUGGAUUCUCCCCCAGUAAAGGAGGGCGGAGCCAUCCAUGUUGGUGUGGGGGUCAGCGUGGUGUGGGCUGUCACUAAGGACUACAAAGUGUGGUUUCGGCGGGGGGUGAACUCCCAUAACCCCUGUGGCUCAGGAUGGAUCAGCAUCGGAGGGGAGAUGAUGAUGGUGGAUGUGGGACUCAAUGACCAGGUGUGGGGAGUUGGAGAGGACCGUGGGCUGUACUUCAGGAAGGGUGUCACCCCAUCGGAGCCCAGUGGGAGGGGCUGGAUACCUGUUUCUGCCAAAUGGGGUCAUAGCAAAGAGAUGGUCCAACCCAGUGCUGGCUGUGAGUAUGGGGGACAGGUGACCAAGGCUUCCCAGGGCUCUGUUCUGACCUGCGAGGACUCAGGGGACACAGAGCCCCUCCUCACCACCACCCCAGGGCCACGGGACACCCCCAAACCCUUCAUCCCCACCAGCGACAGCUUUAUCUCCAGCCUGGUGGCUGACCGCGAGCCCCUGAGAACCCCCACACCCACCCCCAAAAAGCCACCCCAGGGGAAGGACGGCGAGGCCACCCCAGCCCCCAUGUGCAAUGUGGACCUGGAGGCAGCUCAGAGCCCCCAGGGAGAGGCAUCUUCUCUAGGCAGGGCAGGGGAUGUGGGACCCUCCACCUCGGUGGCCACCUACCCCCUGGGUCUGGAGCCCUCUCUGGGUUUGGGGGAGGAGGACGGGCCAGUAUGGGCCUGGAUCUCUGGCGGAGGCUGCGAUGUGGACCAUACAGCUCAGAUGAGCUGGCUCAGCCCUGCAGACCCAUGCUCCACUGCCCUGUCCAUCGCCCCUGUUGAACCAGAAGCCUCCACGGCUAGGAAGGCAGAGAACACCACCACCAGCAAGGAGCCAGUGGAGAGGAGCACGUCUGUGUGGGUGAGGAAGGGCAGCAUGCGCUGGUGGAGGGACUGGAAGCCCUAUCGCUGGGUGGAUGUGGGCGUGGCCCUGGAGCAAUCCACCAACGGCAACGGCAAGAGGGAUGCCAUCUUCUUCAUCUACUUCACCCAGUAUGACGAGAAGAAGUACCUCCAUGUGUUUAUAAGUGACGUGACAGUGCUGGUUCCUGUGCUCAGGGAAAGCUCCCAUCAUGCCUUUGCGGUGUACACGUCAGAUAGUACGAAACAAAGAUGGCCGCUGGUCCUGGCUGCACAAACCGAGAAGGACAUGGCUGACUGGCUGUCCCUGUUGGCUGGGUGCUGCUGUGAGGCCAGAGGGAUCAGGGGAACUCCCUCCCGACAGGCCCUGUGGUCAGUCACCUCCAAGGGGGACGUGAUGGUACAUGAGCCCUCUCCCUUUCUGGAGGCCCCGGCACACACCUUGCCCUGUGACAUGAUGUUUUGGCUGCAGGUCCCGGGCCACCUGCGCUGUGUAGAGUCUAACAGUCUGAGUGUGGUGUGGGGGAUCGGGUGUGACGGCACCGCCUGGGUCUACUCUGGCUCGGGCAGCGCUGCUGGGGAAGAGCCCCCUCAGGGAGACACGGGUAGCCUGCACACACAGACAGAUGUAAGGACUGUGUACAUCUAUGAGAACCAGCGAUGGAAUCCCAUGACCGGAUACACAGACAAGCUUCUCCCCACAGACCGGUUCCCGUGGAGUGAUGACAAUGGCUUUACAGAGUGCACCAAGUCCACCACCCACCCACCCUCGCCUCAGUGGAGCUGGGUGACAGAGUGGGCAGUCGACUUCGCUUUCUCAGGAGGGACAGACAAAGAAGGAUGGCAGUAUGCAGCAGACUUCCCUGUGACGUUUCAUGGCAACAAGAGCCUGAAGGACUUUGUCAGACGUAGGCGCUGGUUCAGGAAGUGUAAAAUCACCCUGACUGCCCCGUGGCAGGAAGUCCCGCCCAUCCCCCUGAGUGACAUCACAGUGUUGCCGUGCCUGGCUCAGAGCAGUAUGGAGCAGGUCCCAGUCUGGGGCCUCAGUGACAAGGGGGACGUCCUGUGUCCUGGGGUCACCCCCCAAAACCCUGCGGGUUCCUCGUGGCUCCACGUGGGUACUGACCAGCCCUUCAAGUCCAUCUCCAUCGGGGGUGGUCACCAGGUGUGGGCCAUCGCCAGGGACAGAGCCGUGUUCUACAGGGGCUCAGUGUCCGCCAGCAACCCUGCAGGAGAGUGUUGGUACCACAUCCCUUCCCCGCCCAGACAGAGCCUCAGACAGCUGUCUGUAGGGAGAACCUCUGUCUACGCUGUGGACGAAAACAGUAACCUGUGGUACAGACAGGGCCUGACUCCCAGCUACCCCCAGGGCUCAGCCUGGGAGCUCAUCUCCAACAACGUGACUAAAGUCUCAGUAGGACCUCUAGACCAGGUGUGGGUGAUAGCAGACUGGGUCCCAGGCUGCCCCAGUGAGUUGUCUGUCCAUGGAGCUGUCUGUCACAGGCUGGGGGUGGGACCCAUGCAGCCCAAGGGCCAAUCCUGGGACUAUGGCAUCGGGGGAGGAUGGGAACACAUCAGUGUGAGAGGGAACUCCACAGAGGUUCUGCGUGCCCCCCACCCUGCCCUUACUGACACCACCCCCCGUAGCCCACUCCCUGCCAGGCCAGCCCUUACUGACACCACCCCCCGUAGCCCACUCCCUGCCAGGCCGGCCCUUACUUAUACCACCCCCUGUAGCCCACUCCCUGCCAGGCCGGCCCUUACUGGCACCACCCCCCAUAGCCCACUCCCUGCCAGGCCGGCCCUUACUGACACCACCCCCUGUAGCCCACUCCCUGCCAGGCCAGCCCUUACUGACACAACCCCCUGUAGUCCACUACCUGCCAGGCCAGCCCUUACUGACACCACCCCCUGUAGUCCACUCCCUGCCAGGAUACCUUUGUCACAGGAGAACGGGAACGCUGUGGGUCUGUAGGGCCCCUACUAACCCGCCCCGUUCCUCCAUCUCUACUCACAGCCCUGUGUGUGCCUGGUUCCAUUUCCAACCCUGGUUGCACAUUUUUGCUCCAACCCAGCACAAACAUGGUAACGUUGGUCUAAAUGGAAAGACCAUGAUUUAGUUGGAUAUUUAAAUCAGUUAGUGCUAGGCUGAAAUGUGUGCUACCAAUGCGAGUUGGCCACCUUUGACCGAGACCAUCCCUUCAGUGUUCAUAUGUCUGUAAGCAGUAGACGUAUUAGAGCUUCUGUCAGUUUUCAUCCAGUCCAUUAAGGUCUGUGAACAUUAGUGGCAGGUGCUAGGAUAAGUUGCUAGGGUGAGAAAUGGAACAGAGUCCUCGGCAUGCCUGUGUCCCAUACCAGGGUUCUGUACCAACCAACACACUGACUGCCUACUCCACUCCCUUGGACCUCACAGUAUAGUCUUGCUUUGUAUGAUUUUGUUUUGUUGUCGUUGUUUUUGCUUUCUCAUUUACCUAGUUGACAAACAGUACUUUUUCAUCAAGGUCUGUGUGCUUUGGAAUUAUUUAUUUUAUAGCUUUUUGGCUGUCAUCUUGGUUUAUUCAUGUUUUGGCCUGCAUGAUGUUUGGAAUGUAGUGGUUGAAGUAGCUUUUUUUCUUCAGAACAAAAAAUAUCAAUUCUAGCAAUAGCUCUGGGCUUCCAUGACAACAAGGAUUAUUUUAAGAACAUCACUGUCAAUUUAACACCAGUUCUUUCCUAAGAUGGUAAAAACAUCAAGGGUAGUAAAUAAUACGGACCUGAAUUCAGAAUGAAUAGCAUCUAUUUGCUGUGUUAGGUAUUGUUAACAUCCAGAAUGUUAUGAAUAGGAGUUCUUCCUGCUCAGAUCACAUGAUCAGCAGAAACUCCAGGCUCUAGUUUUGACUUAUCCCUGGUGGAUUAGUUUUCAGUGUUUGUUACUUCAGUAUUCCAUGCAGAUACGGAGACGGGAUUCAAACAAACAGCACUGUGCCUACAUCACACUACACUUGACUUUAAAGGCAAUUUCCUGGAUGUUUGGCGAUGUCAGCUCAAGUGUAAACUACCUUUAAAAGUGCAGCGUAAUGUCUGCGCACUGCUGUUUUGUUUGAAUUCCUGUCUGAGUUUGCUGUGGCCUUGACUGUUGAAGCUGUGAAUACAGCAGGUUUGAAUGUUAUGGAUGUCCUCUUACAAGGACAGACAACUGAAAUAAAUUCCAAAACAGCUCU